Messenger RNA from Cornus florida, 391 nucleotides. Its product is annotated as glutaredoxin-C1-like. The record is from RefSeq and is a predicted model, not a curated record. The transcript has a single exon. NCBI's taxonomy places the organism in Eukaryota, Viridiplantae, Streptophyta, Magnoliopsida, Cornales, Cornaceae. Bases 1 to 381 code for a protein of 126 amino acids.
AUGCAUUACCAAACUCAAUCUUGGGGAUCUUAUUUGCCAACAAGCAGGAGUGGUAUUGUUGGUGACCCAUUGGAGCGUAUAGAGAGACUGGCCUCUGAGAACGCGGUGGUGAUCUUCAGCAUGAGCAGCUGUUGCAUGUGUCAUGCCAUCAAGAGGCUCUUCUGUGGGAUGGGUGUGAACCCCACUGUCCAUGAGCUGGACGAAGACCCCAGGGGCAAAGACAUGGAAAAGGCCUUGAUGAGGCUUCUGGGCAGCCCUUCGGCCGUUCCGGUGGUGUUCAUCGGAGGGAAGCUGGUGGGUGCUAUGGACAGAGUCAUGGCCUCUCACAUCAAUGGCACUCUUGUUCCACUUCUCAAGGAGGCUGGAGCUCUCUGGCUUUGAUUAAUUUGAG